AUGCAAGUCGAGGCUCGCCACGCCGUCAAGUGCGAGGCGGAGCCAGACACUGUGAGCCUUUCGCUGCCGCCUGUGACGGAGCCCGCGGUAGAGGUGGUGGGCUGCAUGCCGAUGCUUAAGACCACCACCACCAGCAGCAGCAGCAAUGACAGUGUUAAUAAUGACGAAUUUGGUGCAUCGAAUACGCCGCGCGCGACAGGAGAGGAUGCCCGAAAGCGGCCCCCGACCCUUGUUGCAUACCACCAGCAGCGAUACGAUCGAUUUGUGCAGGCGUACUUUGGAUACGGUGCGGAGCAGCGGGCAAAGUGCGUCCGCCAGGCCUCUCAGCUGUGUAUGAUCGGCCUGGGGCUGCAGAAAAAGUGCCAAGGCCGAAAUACUGACGCAGUUCAUGCCAUGCGACUUUUUCUCAGGCACUCUGUUCUUGCGGUAGAGGGGGAUGCCGUAUUUGUGAAGCUCGUGCAGCGGGCUAGGCCGCUGUGGGGCGAGGAGGAGGACCAUCACUUCGACGACCCGCGGCAGUGGCCCAACGCUCGCUGCAUUGCCCUCCACUACGGCCUGCCGUCCGCCCCCACCGGAGUAGAGAAGCAGCAGCAGCAAUUCCCGCAGACGACACUGAUGGCGGUGGUGGCGACCACCCCCAUAGAGGAGGGUGAGGCGGUGCGACUCUGCCUCCGCUCUUACCACCGUUGCCUGGACGAGGCGGCGUGGUACGAGCAACUCGUCGGGGCGCACGGUGUCAAUGAAGGUGAAGUGGCGGGUACUGUGACGCGUGGGCGGAAGCGUUUUGACAUGUGGCCGGAGGGGUUGGCAUUCUACCACGGUGUGGGCUCGCGGCACGCCGGUAUGGAGCCUGUAGUGGGUUUCCCCUUCACGCUUCUCGAUCUUGCGGAAGCGACAAUGAUCGGUGAGGGUGAGAAGGGACUCUUUGCCGCCCAUCCGGUGCCAUACGCCACGUGCUUUCUGUACUCUGGCCCUGUUGUUGCGACAAAGGUCGUGGAGGCGAGGCGGGAGUGCAUUGCGGUGGGUGGCACUUCUCUUGUUGCUGAUAUUACUUGUACAACUAGUGGGACGAAUACUACGACGACUAACACUACUAGUGCUUCUGCUCCUUCUGCUGGUAGUGUAUCUACUGACGAGAUUCUGACGAGUGACAUCUCUAUCGAUGAUGCGACGUAUGCGCUGGGCUUGGGGCGGCAUGGGCUUUGUUUUGGGCAGGGGCUUAUGCGAUAUGCCAACCAUCGCUACAAUUUGAGCAACUUUGGGAACGUUGAGCUGUGCUCCGUUAUGCUGUCAGUAACGAGCGAGUUCUCUUCACUGGCAGCGGAGCUUGAGCGGCGCCGAAACGGUGCGACACGGGCGAGGAAGCGAACCAAAAGGCGAGGUGCGCCGAGGCGGCGGCCUGACAAGUCGUGCCCGCUGGAUGCUAGGACAGGGGAUAAUGACGCGGUGGUCUUUGUGAAGAAGCGGCGGUACCGCCCCCUUGUUGGUCGCCGCAUCUUUCUGGAGGAGCACAGCCACUUCGUCACAAUCCCAUUCUUUAUCGCGACGACCGACAUCGAGGUGGGGCAGCAGCUGCUGGCGUGGACCUAUGGCGAGGAAUACGACGCUCGGCUGGAGCGGCAGGUUGUGUGCGACGGUCACCUCGUGCCUUACGCCAAUGCAGCCGUGUUGGAUGCGCGGAGGCCCACCGGCCGCUGGCAGCGCUACAAGGGUGACUACCGGCAUGGCAUGGGCGCCGGUGACAUUGUGUGGUGCCCCCAACCCGGGCUGGGCGUCCACCAGGACCCGACUGAAGAGUUGUUCGUCAUUAUGGAGAUGCCGCCGCGCCGCGCCGACUAUGUGUUGCUGCGCAGCAUCGCCCGUAGCCACGCCUACCACCAGGCGCUGCACCGCUGUGGUGGUUCAACAGACGACGAGAUGCUCCUCUUUGAGGUGUGCGAGGCCAAGGCACUGGAGCGGUGCGUGAUUGCCCACACCGACUCAGUGGCGCUGCUGCUCGGCGACAUGGACUACUGGACAGUGCGUGAGCCUAAGCGGACUACGACGCCGCCUCCGCUCGCGGGGAAAGACUGCAGCUGUGGUGGGGGGCCCUCAUGCGUGAUUCAUCAUAUCGUUGUGAACGCCACGGCACUCCGGGUAGCGGCACGACUCGUUCUCGAGAGUGAGUGUGGCGCUGCCGUGGCAACGACACUCCUCAGUGGGCGUGUCUGGCCGUUCCUCUGUGAGUGUGAUGGUGUCACGGGUCGCUCCGGCAGGAAAGUGGCUGUGAGACGUGGCAAGAAGAGGGAGACUGCGAGGGAAGUGACAUCACCUCUCUCGUAA
Trypanosoma grayi is the source of this 2322-nucleotide messenger RNA. RefSeq lists its product as hypothetical. The transcript has a single exon. Bases 1 to 2322 code for a protein of 773 amino acids. Lineage: Eukaryota; Euglenozoa; Kinetoplastea; Trypanosomatida; Trypanosomatidae. The record is from RefSeq and is a predicted model, not a curated record.